UUGAGACCGAAUAGGAAUGCACCGUAUGUUUCCGGCUGCGUCGCGCAACCUUGUUUUUAAAAGAGCAUAUGCAAAAGAUAUAGUUUUUGCCGCUAACAGUCGAGCCUUCAUGCUUGCUGGUGUAACGAAGCUCGGAGACACAGUUGCUGUUACUAUGGGCCCUAAAGGCCGCAAUGUUAUAAUUGAACAACCAUAUGGAGGCCCUAAAAUUACCAAGGAUGGUGUUACCGUAGCGAAAGCUAUCGAAUUAGAGAACAAAUACGAAAAUCUGGGUGCCAAGCUCGUACAAGAAGUAGCCAGCAAGACAAACGACGUUGCAGGGGACGGGACGACCACUGCUACUGUUCUUGCUCGGGCCAUCGCUCAGGAAGGCUUUAAAAACGUGGCCGCUGGUCUCAAUCCUUUAGACUUGCGCCGCGGCAUUCAGGCUGCCGUGGAGUGCGUAGUCAAAUCGCUGAAGGACGUUUCAAAGACCGUUACUACUGGAGAGGAGAUCAAGCAGGUUGCCACGAUCUCGGCCAACGGGGAUAAGGAGAUUGGAAUGCUGAUCUCCAAGGCCAUGGAAGCUGUUGGUAAGGACGGCGUUAUUACUGUUAAGGAUGGGAAAACGCUAGAAGAUGAGCUUGAGAUCGCGGAGGGAAUGAAGUUCGACCGCGGCUACAUCUCUCCCUUCUUUAUGACUUCUAACAAAACACAAAAGGCGGAGCUACACAAUGCUCUUGUUCUUCUCUAUCAGAACAAAAUUUCCAGCGUUAGCCAGAUUGUUAAGGCCUCAGAACUUUCUAUCCAAGAGAGAAAGCCCCUCCUUAUUAUCGCAGAGGACGUCGAAGGCGAGGCUCUCAGCACUCUGGUCCUCAAUAAGCUCCGCGGAAACCUCAUUGUCUGCGCCGUAAAAGCUCCGGGCUUUGGUGACAGUAGGAAAGAUAUCCUGGGCGACAUCGCUGUUCUUACCGGCGGAGUCGUAGUGGGCGACGAAGGCUCUGAAGUGGCGCUGGAAGACAUCACCAUCGAGCAACUCGGCGGCGUGGGAGAUGUCACCGUCACCAAAGAUGAUACGCUGAUGUUAAAUGGAUGCGGGACAUGCGAAGCCAUCAAGGCUCGCUGCGAAAUGAUUCGUGCGCAAAUCGACUCCACGACUUCCGAAUACGCUAAAGAAAAGCUUCGAGAAAGAUACGCCAAAUUGACCAAUGGAGUGGCCAUUGUCAACGUCGGGGGCAGCAGCGAAGUUGAGGUCAGCGAAAAGAAGGACAGAGUGACCGAUGCCCUUAACGCCACGCGGGCUGCGGUGGAAGAAGGUAUUGUUCCCGGCGGUGGCACUGCUCUCUUGCGCGCUUCCAAGGCCUUGAAUACCCUGAAGCUCAAUAACUUUGACCAAAACGUCGGCGUGGAUAUCGUUAAGCGCGCUUUACGGGCACCCUGCCAGCAGAUUGCCAAUAACUGCGCUGUGGAAGGCUCGGUGGUGGUGGAUAAAAUAUUAAACAAUGAAUCUUUGACGUACGGAUAUAACGCCGCCACUGGCGAUUUCUGUGACAUGAUGAGCUCCGGGAUUGUAGAUCCGACCAAAGUAGUCCGCACUGCGCUGCAAGACGCCUCUGGAGUUGCCAGCCUCAUGAUCACGACUGGGGCAAUGGUAGUUGAGAUACCAAAAGAAGAUAAGACUGCACCUGCUACUAACGGAGUGGGCGGAAUGGGCGGAAUGGAUGGCGCCAUGGGCUUUUAGACUCUUUUGGUGGUGUCGUGCUCACUAAUAAAUAAAAAUACAGUGUGCCACCAA
Molecule: messenger RNA, 1774 nt
Organism: Zophobas morio
Lineage: Eukaryota; Metazoa; Arthropoda; Insecta; Coleoptera; Tenebrionidae
Product: chaperonin GroEL 1-like
Exons: 13
Coding region: 17-1720 (567 amino acids)
Biological process (GO): apoptotic mitochondrial changes; mitochondrial unfolded protein response; protein refolding
Cellular component (GO): mitochondrial matrix; mitochondrial inner membrane
Molecular function (GO): ATP-dependent protein folding chaperone; protein-folding chaperone binding; ATP binding
Source: RefSeq, a predicted model, not a curated record